AUGGUGGAUGCUUUCUGUGCCACCUGGAAGCUGACGGACAGUCAGAAUUUUGAUGAGUAUAUGAAAGCUCUGGGUGUGGGCUUCGCCACUAGGCAAGUAGGAAAUGUGACCAAGCCAACGGUUAUAAUCAGCCAGGAAGGUGGCAAAGUGGUGAUCAGGACCCAGUGCACAUUCAAGAACACAGAGAUCAGCUUCCAGCUGGGCGAAGAGUUUGAGGAAACCAGCAUAGAUGACAGGAACUGUAAGUCUGUUGUUCGGUUGGAUGGAGACAAACUUAUUCAUGUCCAGAAAUGGGAUGGCAAAGAAACAGAUUGUGUAAGAGAAAUUAAGGACGGCAAAAUGAUUGUGACUCUUACCUUUGGCGAUGUUGUUGCUGUCCGCUGUUAUGAAAAGGCAUAG
Molecule: messenger RNA, 399 nt
Organism: Cricetulus griseus (Chinese hamster)
Lineage: Eukaryota; Metazoa; Chordata; Mammalia; Rodentia; Cricetidae
Source: RefSeq, a predicted model, not a curated record